CAGUACUGCAGAGAAGCCCAACUUGAACACUUUCUUGAGCAAGUAAACACCUGUUCCUGCUCCUUCUCUGCUGCAUCACAUCCAUAAUCUCUUUCUCUCUCUCAUGUCUUAUUCUUAUCACUCACUCGCAACUCACCACUCAUAACUUCCAAACCAAGCUGCAAAAUUGAGCUUUUUUGACUUCCACUUCUGCAUGACCUACCUUCCAAGUUAGAGAGAAAGAGGCAGCCAGAGAUCUAAUGGAUUACGAGAGAAUAGACAAAGUUCAGACUGGAAUAAUUUCUCCCAGUAAACUGAGGAUGAAGCUAUUAGGGCCUCACCAUCAUAGGAAGAAGGAUGGAUCCAACAGUAACUCAUCCAGAACCUCCCCUUCAAGGCUUGAGGAUGCUGAAUUUGUGAAUAGCUUACUUGCCUCAAAAAGUGAUAGCCUUGAUGAUGAAGUUACAUCUCCAAGCUUGGAAGUUCAUGAAUUGAAGCCAUCUGGUGAUGCUGUGCUGAACCGGAGACAGGGUGACCAGACUUCUUAUGAACCAAAGGAGACAAUGGCUAAGGAAAACGGCGACAUGGGACGUGUGAAGGUGCAGCAUUUUCAGAAGGCUGAUACCGGAAGUUCGAGCACAAUUCACGCGCUGAGAACAACAGAAGAUGAAAAUCUUGAUUAUGACAGCAAUGCUAGCUCUUCGAGUUUUGAGUUUGAUAAAGGAGAGAGGCCAGUAAACAAUCCUGCCACUAGAUCCCUAUUCAGACCUAUUCCUUCCAAGUGGAACGAUGCUGAGAAAUGGAUAAUGAAUAGGCAAAAUAUACAAGUUAAUCACUCAAAGAAGAAUCCAGUACAUAACCAAGCAACUCGUGUGCCAACAAGUAUGGUGAGGGUUGCUCCGGAUUCUGGUAAUUAUGAUCCCAAGCUCCUAACAGGCAAGGUGACAGAAACAAAGCGAGUUGAUUUCUGUCAACCCUCUUCACAUAUGGGAUUUGAGAAAUUCUCUUUUGUUCCCUCCGACGCUCAAUCGGUUUCAGGUCAAGCACAUGGAAGAAAUCCAGCAGUGGAGUCUUUUCCUCAAAGCAAAGAUCUAAAGGAAGUCAAUGAAUUGGCUUUAUCUUGCUCUAGAAGUACAGAUGAUCAAUCAGUGAUGCCUGGGAUAAGAUCUGUUGCCAUGAGAGAUAUGGGAACUGAAAUGACCCCUGUGCCAAGUCAAGAACCGUCAAGGACUGCUACUCCUGUUGGGUCUGCAACUCCACUACGGAGCCCAGUUUCUUCUAUGCCUUCGACUCCUAGGAGAGGUGGACCUGCUCCAACACCUUUGGACAACACAACCAAUGAGGACUCCCAGUUUCCAGUUGAAAACGGCAAAAAGCAUUUGUCUGAAGAAGAAAUGAAGAUCAAGACCAGGAAGGAAAUUGCAGCCCUUGGGGUGCAGCUUGGUAAGAUGAACAUUGCUGCAUGGGCAAGCAAAGAUGAGCUGGAAAAGAAAAAAUCUUCUCCCCGGGACACAAAUGAGCAAGAACAGGAGAGAAUUGAAUUUGAAAAACGUGCUGCUCUGUGGGAGGAUGCUGAGAAAUCUAAACAUACUGCAAGAUUUAAGCGCGAGGAAAUCAAAAUUCAAGCAUGGGAAAGUCAGCAAAAGGCAAAAUUAGAAGCAGAAAUGAGAAGAAUUGAGGCCAAAGUUGAGCAAAUGAGAGCCCAGACACAUGCAAAAAUGGUGAAAAAGAUAGCUAUGGCGAGACAAAGAUCAGAAGAGAAACGAGCAGCAGCUGAAGCAAGAAAAAAUCGAGAAGCAGAAAGAACUGCUGCUCAAGCAGAGUACAUCCGCCAAACAGGACGAAUACCCUCCUCCAAUUACAUCUGUUGUGGUUGGCUGUGAUUUAUACAAUUCAUGCAUUAUGCACCUCACUCCAAGAUUUGCUAAUCUUUCUUACCGUGGAUGAUAUGGCUCAUCAAAAUUUGCAUAUCAUCAUCUUAUACGUUACUUCAAACCUUGUAAUUUUCAUGCAUCUGAGUGCAAGUUGCUACAUUAAAGUGAUUGCUGAGUGAUGUUUUACAAGUCACAAAACUGUCUUUUUUCUUCUUUUUCUUAAAGAAAGAAGAAGAAAAACAGAAAUGUUUGCUUUUACCUGGCCAUUUUUAUUUUACUUUAAUGUAAAUUUUGUCGUGAUCUUGCUUUCUCAGUUUAUGCUACUUUUUUAUGCAAUUUCAAAUCAAACAUAUACAGCAAAGAAUGUUUAAUGGA
Cajanus cajan (pigeon pea) is the source of this 2228-nucleotide messenger RNA. RefSeq names its product Remorin family protein. The record is from RefSeq and is a predicted model, not a curated record. Lineage: Eukaryota; Viridiplantae; Streptophyta; Magnoliopsida; Fabales; Fabaceae.